Aptenodytes forsteri (emperor penguin) is the source of this 1145-nucleotide messenger RNA. It is a transcript of the gene POU1F1, whose product is annotated as POU class 1 homeobox 1. The record is from RefSeq and is a predicted model, not a curated record. Bases 60 to 1067 code for a protein of 335 amino acids. Gene Ontology annotation, molecular function: DNA-binding transcription factor activity, RNA polymerase II-specific; RNA polymerase II cis-regulatory region sequence-specific DNA binding. NCBI's taxonomy places the organism in Eukaryota, Metazoa, Chordata, Aves, Sphenisciformes, Spheniscidae. The transcript has 7 exons. Gene Ontology annotation, biological process: regulation of transcription by RNA polymerase II.
GCGCAGGAUCUGUUCUGUUAGAAAACAGGGGCAACUGGCUCUUUUGCCUGUUGGAGGGUAUGACUUGCCAAGCGUUUGCUUCAUCUGACACCUUUGUACCCUUGAAUUCUGACUCUUCUCCCUCUCUGCCUCUGAUAAUGCAUCACAGCGCCGCAGAGUGCCUGCCGGUUUCUAACCAUGCCACCAAUGUUGUGUCUACAGGCCUUCAUUACUCUGUGCCUUCCUGUCAUUAUGGAAAUCAACCAUCUACCUACGGGGUGAUGGCAGGUAUCAAGCCUGCAACUCCAGAGAUGCUGUCAGCAAGCCUCUCCCAGAGUCGCAUCUUACAGACAUGCAGCAUGCCGCAUCCCAACGUGGUAAACGGUGUCAGCACCUUGCAAAGCAACCUGACCCCUUGCCUUUAUAAAUUCCCGGAGCAUGCCCUAAGCGCCAGCUCCUGUGCCCUGGGCCAUGGCUUCACGCCUAUGCACCAGUCCCUCCUCACAGAUGAUCCCACCGCCGCAGACUUCAAGCAGGAGUUCCGCAGAAAAAACAAGUCUGUCGAAGAGCCCGUUGACAUGGACUCCCCUGAAAUCAGAGAACUGGAGAAAUUUGCUAACGAAUUUAAGCUGCGGAGAAUUAAACUGGGUUAUACACAAACCAAUGUUGGAGAAGCACUGGCUGCUGUGCACGGCUCUGAAUUCAGCCAAACUACUAUUUGCCGGUUUGAAAACUUGCAGCUGAGUUUCAAGAACGCAUGCAAACUGAAAUCGAUACUGUCCAAAUGGCUGGAGGAAGCAGAACAAGUAGGAGCUUUAUACAAUGAAAAAGUUGGAGUGAAUGAGCGGAAGAGGAAGCGCAGAACCACUAUAAGUAUCGCUGCCAAAGAAGCCCUAGAGAGGCACUUUGGAGAACAAAGUAAGCCUUCUUCUCAGGAAAUUAUGAGGAUGGCUGAGGGGCUCAAUCUUGAGAAAGAAGUUGUGAGAGUUUGGUUUUGCAACAGAAGACAAAGGGAAAAAAGAGUGAAGACGAGUUUACAUCAGAACGCCUUUAGUUCAAUUAUCAAGGAGCACCAUGAAUGCCGGUAAAGCUUUUCCAUGUAUAGAUGUGGAUUUCUGUUUUGCUUUUUGUAAAUAUUGUAAAUACUAUGUUGUUUUAAAAAAAAA